This is a messenger RNA of Chaetomium fimeti, 1581 nucleotides long. Its product is annotated as kinetochore Sim4 complex subunit FTA2-domain-containing protein. The record is from RefSeq and is a predicted model, not a curated record. NCBI's taxonomy places the organism in Eukaryota, Fungi, Ascomycota, Sordariomycetes, Sordariales, Chaetomiaceae. Bases 292 to 1269 code for a protein of 325 amino acids. The transcript has 2 exons.
AUUAGAGCGUUUUUCGGCGCGUGCGCACGCCAAGACGACCAGGCGUUUGCCGGACACAGCAGAAUAUUUGGAAUGUGGGCGUGGUUUCAAUUCCAACUUGCAACGAUCACCUCGAGCCUUAGGCCCCCGAUCCCCCCGUGCCCGAACAAGUUGGUGAAUCUCGUCGUUGACAACCUGCCUACAUGGCAACUUUCUUGUUAGUCUAAGCCGAAGUUAGCAUUCACAGCCCCACGUCGCUGCUCCAUCUUGCGAUUUCAACAGCGAUACGACUCGGAGUUUGCCCUCAGCGCUAUGGAUCCCGCAACGCCUUCAGCAGACCACCCUAAACCUUUACCUCAACUCCCAGGGCCGAAGCUUGCACCUUUUACGCCAACCGCCCAUGCCGAGAUCGAAUUUAUCCACGAACUCGGCGACCCAACUGUUGAUUUGGAUUCUUUCGUUUGGAAGGUCCGGAUCAACGGGGUGGCCCCGUACUACGCGCUCAAGAUAUUCCGCUUCAAUGCAGCUGCCCGACUACAAACAACAGUGGGCGGUUGGCUCAACCAUAAGCUUGCAUCUGACCAGCUCUACAUCGACUAUUUUGACCCUUUCAACGCAGAAUGCCGAGCCUAUGGCCGCCUGAAACAAGAGGACUACGAGGACCUUGCUAUCCGCGCGCAUGGGUACCUCUUGCUCACCCCCGAACAGGAGUUCGAGGUUAUUACAAGGAGCACCAAAACCCAUGCAGAUGAUCUGGACCCCGAGGACAACCCCGACCCUUGGGAUCGGACGGAUGAGCCCCUCGUCCUCGACCGCCCUGUUCACGCGAUCGUCAAGGAUUUGGCAACGGAUGAUAACCCCUUCUCAGCGGACCAAGUGAGCGAUCUCUGCAGCGACCUGGAAAAUUUGCACAAGCUCGGCAUUCUUGUGAGAGACAUUAAGAUCAUGAACUACCUCGGCGGUAAACUCGUCGACUUUAGCCGCGCAUGGACAAUGCCUAAUCCGUCUUUCGAUCGCAUUCACCCAUCACAUCUGCGGGCCCAGAGGCAACGGGAUGCCCAUACACUGCAGGAAUGUAUCAUUGAUUGGGGGUUGGAAUGUCGCUGGAACUGGGACGAAGUGGAUUCCUGGAAGGAGCUGGGCGCGUGCGCGUGCGGCCAGAGCGAAAAUGAUGGCUAUGGGGCUGAUCCUAGGCGCUAUGACUGGCGAAAAUGGGAGGAUGAUCUCGAGGCGGUGGAUGCGUUUCUGGAGCACGAGCUCUACGCUCCAGGACCUUAUCAACGGAUAUAAUGAGAGUAGGGAUUGACGAAUUACUCCUCCACCAUGUUUUGUAUCUUGCCCAGGUACCUACCCAAAGCUCAACAAGUAAAAAGAACGGCGUGAUUUCUCACCCCGCCAUGUGUAGGCGGCGUUGGCUACCUAGGCGGUCAUCGAGAUGUUCGUCACGGCUGGAACCCCUGCCAAGCGGGAGUUUCUGGCGACACAAUACGGCAUGCCUGCGGACCGCAUCUUCUCGAGCCGAGAUGUCUCCUUCGUGGCCGAUCUCCGCGCGAGGACGGGCGGCCACGGCGUCGACGUGCUGCUCAACUCUUUGGCGGGGCG